AUGGGAAUUGCUUACCCUGAGGAAGUCCCCAGGCUUUCAGAAGACAUCAUUGAAUUAAUUGAGAAAUACAAUGUUUCAGCAGCCUGCUUUUUGCCUCCUCCGAGAUCCAUUGACCUUAUAUUACAACUGAGCUGGCUGGAUAUUGGUGUCUUUGCUGCACUAACUGCCCUGACUGCACUCUCUCUCGUCAUCUACUUGGAGAACACAUACUAUUUACUGAAGAAAGUGUCAUGUCUCAUCAAGGUGAAGACUUUAGUGUGGAUCAGUGCAGCACCGAUCGUGAUCGGGAUCGUGUCCUGCAUUGGCCUCUGGGUUCCUCGAGCAAUCAUGUUCAUCAAUAUGAUGGCAGCCACGUAUUUUGGUGUUUGCUUUUACCUGCUGCUGUUGGUCAUUGUGGAAGCCUAUGGGGGCCAGGAAGCCAUGUUGGAGCGGUUAGACAGUGUCACCAUAGCGAUCAGUACAGGACCUUGUUGUUGCUGCUGUCCGUGUCUACCUCGCAUGAAGAUGACCAGGAAGAAAUUCAAGAUUUUUGUGAUGGGAUCGUUCCAAGUAGCUUUUCUUCGACCUGUCAUUUAUUUUCUGGGAAUUGUUUUAUGGACGAAUGGCUUGUAUGAUCCGGAUGAUUUAUCUUCAACCAGCAUCUUUCUCUGGCUCAAUCUGUUUCUGGGAGUGUCCACAAUCCUCGGGCUUUGGCCUACAAGUAUCCUCUUCCGAGAGGCGAAACAGUACAUCACAGAUGUGAAUCUGAAGGCCAAGUUUGCACUCUUUCAGGCGAUUUUGAUCCUGUCCUCGCUGCAGAAUUCUAUCCUCGACAUAUUGGCAGGAGCUGGACACGUCAGCUGUUCACCCCCCUACUCCUCAAAGACCAGAGCACAACUCAUGAAUAACCAGCUCCUAAUCAUAGAGAUGUUCUUGGUAGGAAUGCUCACACGAGUAUCAUACAGGAAGCAGGAUGAUCAGCCGGGAUACAGAGCACUGGACACGGUUGAAUCUCAAGGCAAAGAGGAAAGGAAAUGCCAACAGAACAUUCUGACAAAUUAGGUCACCACUGAAGGAUAGACAAUGUCUUCUGCAAAACAGCAACCUAACCAGGAGGCAUCGAUAAUACUGAACUGAACAAACCAAACAGUUUAAAAAGUAUAAUUUUACACUGAGCUGCCUUUUACGUUUUACCCCCUUCCCCCCUCCUCCAACACACAGAGGUUUGAGUCAGAACUUUGUACGGGCUCAAACCCCACUCUCGAUAUUUGGGCACAUUGUCUGUGCUGAUACUGCCCACUGAGAGAGUGCUGAUCUGUCGGAGGUGCCAUCCUAGAAAUGAUUCUCUUCUCUUUUUGCUCCUCAGCCUGUGGGUCAGCAUAACCUCUGAACCAUCCUUACAAUACAGCAGGGUGACCAUUAGGCCCAUUGUACCAGUAACAGCUCUGUGCAAGAGGAAUUCAAUUCAAGUCAAUUCAUUGGAGCUCACAAUGAUCUCCCUCUUGCUCUUACCUCAGUUCCAGCAUUUUCUUUCCACUCCAACCUUUUAAGUAUUUGUCUAAUUCCCUAUUUAAAGUGACCACUGAAUAUGCCACUUUCAGGCAGUGCAUUCCAUGAACCUGGUUGGCUUGAACCUUUGAAACCCCAGUUCAACCCUCAUGAUUCUCCUGGGGCAGAAUGGUUGGCCAACAUAAAAGCAAUUUCCUGUUAGAAUUAUUUCAGUAGAAGGAUAAAGAUGUGACCAAUGCAGUAUAAAUGCAUUACCAGUUGGUGCAAUUUUAAUUGUAAGGAAAUCAAGAAUUAUGGGGAAAAGGACAGGAACGUGGAGUUGAGGAAUAUCAGAUCAGCCUCAAUAGGCCAAAUAGCCCACUCUCAUCCUAAACCUUAUGAUCUUUAGGUGAAAGAUGCAAAUUUUUACACAUUCCCAUAUCCUGUGAUUUUGAAAUCAAAGGUCAGGUGAUUGGUUAUCAAGAUAAACAUACACUAUUCCAUGCUGUAGACGUGACAGUUCUUCCUUGUCCCCCUUAUCCUAUUUUUUGGCUCAAGUACCAACAUUUGAUGCCAACAUCACCACAAUCUUUCUGGACCUUUUGACUAUGGUUGUUGAGCCCAAGCUAGCAAUUAGAGGAACAGGGAGGUGCUCGAUAUGAUAAGAAAAUGGAGGAGGCAGCCUUACAGUCCUUCGAGUCAACAUUAGGGCUCCUGACUGACCUCUGGGACAGACAAUUCCCAACACACAGAGUGGAGACACUUCUCAUCUCAGUCCUAAGUGGCUGAACCCUUAUCCUGAGAUGACACUCGCUCGAUUUGAGACUUUCUAAACAGGAUGGAAACAGCAGACAUCCUUUUGCUACUGUUCCACAUCCUGAGUUUCACGAAACCACGUUUCAUUCAUCUACACUUCAAAGCUGGAGUGAGAAUCGAGAUCUAGGAGUCACUGCUGAUAAAUAAAGGAUAGAAGAGUGUGGCACUGGAAAAGCACAUCAGGUCAGGCAGCAUCUGAGGAGAACAGAUGCUUUGGAGGUAAGCCCCUUCAUCAGGAAUGGGAUGAGAAUAGACAGAGAUAGAAUGCGAUAGACAGAGAUGAGAAUUGCUCAACUCCCACCCCGCCCUGCCCCAGUGCUUUUCCAGUGCCACACUUUGACUCUGUCUUAAAUGGGUAACCCUUUAUUUGUAAACAGUGACUCCUAGAUCUAGGUUCUCACUCAAGCUUUAAAGAUGCUUUGGAAGCCUCUUGCAGAAAAGGUAGCAGAUGCUGAGUCUUUGAGAAUGUUCAAGACAGUGGUGGAUCAAGUUUCAGUUCCUGGGGAUUUCAGGGGGAGUGGAUGUAGUGAAAAUCUAGCCCAGGUUCCCGUUCCAGAUUGGCCGCAUCAUCAUUAACUGCUGCUGUCACUGUUUCUUCGGUAGAGGAGGAGAACAGGACUGGAAUCCUUCCAUCAUUCCCAUGGUGAUCAAACAGU
This is a messenger RNA of Hemiscyllium ocellatum (epaulette shark), 2939 nucleotides long. Its product is annotated as organic solute transporter subunit alpha-like. Gene Ontology annotation, biological process: bile acid and bile salt transport. Gene Ontology annotation, molecular function: transporter activity. The coding region runs from base 1 to 1041 and encodes 346 amino acids. The transcript is spliced from 9 exons. The record is from RefSeq and is a predicted model, not a curated record. NCBI's taxonomy places the organism in Eukaryota, Metazoa, Chordata, Chondrichthyes, Orectolobiformes, Hemiscylliidae. Gene Ontology annotation, cellular component: endoplasmic reticulum membrane; plasma membrane.